AUGACGGAGGUGUUGCCAGAGAAAAACGAGGAGUACGGAACCAGGGAAUACUGGGAUAAGCGUUACAAUCAAGAGGCUGAAGACAGCUCCUUUGACUGGUUCAAGAAAUAUGCAGACAUUGAGGACCUCAUCGAGGAGCUGAUCCCGGACAAGACCUCGAGAAUCCUCAUGCUCGGUUGCGGAAACUCGACCUUGUCAGAAGAUAUGUACGAUGAUGGUUACAAGACCAUUGUGAACGUCGAUGUAAUCUCCGUCUCCCCUUCGCCUCCCGGCUCUCAAAGCUCACAUCACCCACAGUACUCCGGCAUACUCAUCGAGAAGAUGCGUCACAGGUAUGAACAAGCUCGGCCCGAAAUGACUUGGCACGAAAUGGACGUCAGAGACCUGGAGUUCGACUCUGAGUCAGUAGACGUCGCGAUCGACAAGGGUACGAUGGACGCGAUGAUGACGGCCAAGGCAGACGUCUGGGAUCCGCCAAAGGAGGUCAUUGAGAACUGUACUCGAGAAGUAGACGAAGUUCUUCGAGUCCUUCGACCAGGCGGGAUCUUCCUCUACUUGACCUUCGGCCAGCCGCAUUUCCGCAAGCGAUAUCUCACUAGACCCGGUACGAAGCUUGAGGUGCGGCAGCUGGGAGAGGCAUUCCACUAUUACUUGUACAUUCUCCGACGGGACUGA
This is a messenger RNA of Phanerochaete carnosa HHB-10118-sp, 675 nucleotides long. RefSeq lists its product as uncharacterized. The transcript is spliced from 7 exons. Gene Ontology annotation, molecular function: S-adenosylmethionine-dependent methyltransferase activity. The record is from RefSeq and is a predicted model, not a curated record. Bases 1 to 675 code for a protein of 224 amino acids. NCBI's taxonomy places the organism in Eukaryota, Fungi, Basidiomycota, Agaricomycetes, Polyporales, Phanerochaetaceae.